Messenger RNA from Ostrea edulis (European flat oyster), 528 nucleotides. RefSeq lists its product as uncharacterized. Lineage: Eukaryota; Metazoa; Mollusca; Bivalvia; Ostreida; Ostreidae. Gene Ontology annotation, cellular component: cytoplasm. The coding region runs from base 1 to 528 and encodes 175 amino acids. The record is from RefSeq and is a predicted model, not a curated record. Gene Ontology annotation, molecular function: translation regulator activity; single-stranded RNA binding; zinc ion binding. Gene Ontology annotation, biological process: positive regulation of cytoplasmic translation. The transcript has a single exon.
AUGGUACAGACCACGGACUUUCUCCCUAGUCAGAAUCCUACGGACCAAGGCCUGGGGUUUUUCUUCCCCGAUUCACAGGAUGCUACGGGACUGGAGUUGGGUUUAUACGAUAAACCACCCAUUAGUAAUGAAGAUUCCCCCAUGACCAGGGCUGAUUUUGCGAUCAUUACGACCACACUGGACGGAAUAGUCAACUGCAUCAACGUGCUGGCCGACGAAAUCGCCAAUCACACCGCGGUGUUGAUGAAAAAACUGGAGGAAGUAGUGGCCGCUAAAUCCCGUAAGGACCCUACCAACAACGCCUGCUUCACCUGUGGGGAAACGGGGCAUUGGUCGUCAGAUUGCCCGCAGAAAACCACCAAGAAAAGCAAAGAGCGCGACCCGUGCUACAAGUGUGGGCAAGUUGGCCAUUGGAUUGCGGACUAUCCGAAACAGCAGGACGUUCCCAGCGCAAACCCUUCUCCACCCAAAGAAGAACCACCCAAAAAGAAGAGGAAGGCUGCCCCUAAGAAAUCCAAGUCCCUGUGA